Dendrobium catenatum is the source of this 832-nucleotide messenger RNA. Its product is annotated as transmembrane protein 205. The record is from RefSeq and is a predicted model, not a curated record. Bases 66 to 701 code for a protein of 211 amino acids. NCBI's taxonomy places the organism in Eukaryota, Viridiplantae, Streptophyta, Magnoliopsida, Asparagales, Orchidaceae. The transcript has 3 exons.
CCAUUCUCGCCUUGUCCACUUCCACCUAAUAAACAGAGUCGUUUGGAAAAAUCUGCCAGUCUCCAAUGGCGUGGUCGACGAGGUUCCUCACGGCGGUUGCAUUCUUGGCGGCCGGGGUGGUCUUCGCUCCGGAGUUCUUCGGGUCGACGGCGGACUCCCCUGCGGUAGCAGUUUCCCUUGCAAAGCUUGCCCAUCUUCUCUGCUUCGCGACCUCUUUCGGUGCCGCCCUCUGGGUCACCUUCAUCGGUGGCAUCAUCAUGUUUAAGAAUCUACCGAGGCACCAGUUUGGAAACCUUCAGAGCAAGAUGUUCCCAGCAUACUUUACACUUGUUUCAGUGUGCGCUGCUUCUUCACUGGCAGCAUUUGCAUACCUCCAUCCAUGGAAAUUGUCAUCAUCCCUGGAGCGAUACCAACUUGGAUUUCUCCUCUCUUCUCUUGGCUUCAAUCUUUCUAACCUUCUGGUGUUCACUCCCAUGACAGUUGAGAUGAUGAAGAAAAGGCACAAGGUCGAACGCGAUCUGAGCAUCGGUGAGGAGGUCGGAUGGUCAAAGAAUGUGGAGGCUGCAAAAGUGAACCCUAAGCUUGCAGCCAUGAACAAGAAGUUUGGGAUGAUACAUGGCCUUUCCUCUCUUGCAAAUAUUCUUUCCUUUGGCAGCCUUGCAAUGCACUCCUGGUACCUGGCUGGUAAGAUUAAACUGUAGAAAUAUUGAAAGAGAUAAUUUCUUCUCUGAAUUCGUUCUGCAUAUGGUGAAAUGAGAUUUACUGUUUCUGAACGCUGUCAUCUACUAUAAUCAAACCAAAUCUAUGAAACCUUAAUGUCUUUGUUACUUGA